GGGGACACCCCCGGGCUAAGCCGGGAUGGGGUUUGUGCCUCAGGAGGGAGGGCUGGGAGCCAUCGCCGGGGGAUUCUGAGGAACCCCGGCCGUGUGUGGGGUGUGAGGGGAGGCCCGGCGGGGCCCGUUCUGCACGCGGCCGGAGCACACGCGGACCCACCGGCCACAUCCCAUCCAUCCACCCUCCACGCGCUCUGCAGAGGACGACAAGGAUCUCUCCGAGGGCAAGAGCCCGGCUUUUGUGGAGCAAAAAUCAAAGGAAACCAUGAAUGAGACUAGAAGGCAACAGCCUUGUGACAUCACAGCCUUUGGGGACAGCGUGGUGGUUGGUAAGUGUCCCCAGCCCGUCGCCGUGCCCAGAGCCCAGGCAGAAGUCGGCUGGGAAGGACGUCCAGAGCCUGUUCAGCGGGGGCAGCUCGUCCGUCAGCAGCACCAUGCUCAGCCAGGGGCUCUUGCGGCUGCUGCCGCUCUCGCUGCUGCUGCUCUUGGUGCAGCCACUGGACCCUUCCAGCCACGCUGCUGGGGACACAGGGAGCUGGGAUGCGCUUCCCCAGGCCCUGGAGGAGCAGGAGGCCGUGGCGCCAGGGAGGGACGCCAUGCUGGUCCUGGAGGCGCUGCCGUGGAUCUGCGCAGCCGUGGCCCUGAUUCUCAGGGGCUUUUACGUGGGCUGGGUCCUUGUCAGAGGGCUCAGGAGACGCUGGGGAGAGGUGAGGGAGGGGCUGAGGCAGGUGGGCCGGUGCCGGGGCCGCCACGGCCUUGGGCCAGGAGGGUGUGGGGCGAGGGCCGAGGGCCCCCGUGGGGGAGCAGAGCUGGGCAGGCCCGCGAAGAGCCAGAGCGCCGGGGCCUCUGCACGGCCGUGCUGCCAGGGCCACGGCUGCUCCGAGGAGCUGCUGCAGCUGCUGCUGGAGAACCAGGCCCUGAUGAAGAUGUCUCUGCUCCAGAGCUCCCGGCAGAGGCCAGUGCCCCGAGGGAGGAGGCGAAGGAACGCCGGCACUCAGAAGAGCAGACUCCACCUCUCGCCUCUCCUCCGACUCCCCAGCCCCAGCUCAUCUCUGGGCUUGGUGGACAUGGCAGGGAAUGUGUGA
Corvus hawaiiensis (hawaiian crow) is the source of this 1085-nucleotide messenger RNA. RefSeq lists its product as uncharacterized. NCBI's taxonomy places the organism in Eukaryota, Metazoa, Chordata, Aves, Passeriformes, Corvidae. The transcript has 3 exons. Bases 270 to 1085 code for a protein of 271 amino acids. The record is from RefSeq and is a predicted model, not a curated record.